Acipenser ruthenus (sterlet) is the source of this 3117-nucleotide messenger RNA. Its product is annotated as popeye domain-containing 2-like. Gene Ontology annotation, molecular function: cAMP binding. NCBI's taxonomy places the organism in Eukaryota, Metazoa, Chordata, Actinopteri, Acipenseriformes, Acipenseridae. The transcript has 4 exons. Gene Ontology annotation, cellular component: sarcolemma. Bases 691 to 1770 code for a protein of 359 amino acids. The record is from RefSeq and is a predicted model, not a curated record.
AACAAAAGCAGCUCACGACACACUAGUGACCUAUUGCACAACUUUCUGUUUGCUUUGUGGGGAUAAUCAAGAAUCUAGUUUGCCCUCUAGGACAGGACACAUCACAGCAGGGCUGAUCGAACAGGCAGAGGUUGCAUGUCUUAUCACCUCUGCAAAGCGAUGUUAUGUUAAGUGGCCUGUCUGCUUUCUAUCCAUGGCUCAUUCCUCCUUGGAUUUCAAUUCCAAACAUGGUUAUCCUUCUGGUGUCUCACUUCACUCAGUGAUGCCAAGGGAUGUGCAUUCCAAAUUAAACACUGUGAAGAACAAGAAAGAGGGAGAGAGAGGGAGAGAGAAGGAGGGAGAGGGAGGGUGAGAGUGAAAGAGAAGGAAACAAACAGAGAGAGAAAACUCAAUUAGAUUCCUAAGUCUUUCCGGUGGCUAAUUAAGUCAGUUGUGUUUUCUUUUUAAAUUUGAUUUGAAACUCAGCAGCACAAAUAUUGAGUCCUCGUCAGCAACAAGGAAAGGGAGCAAACCUUUAAUUUUUUUUUUUAACAUAAACCUUUGUAUUUUUUUGCAAAAGAAAACCUGAUCUUUCUUUGUGUCCAAAAUAUAAUAUAACUACUUUUUUAAUAUUUGCAGAGAAAACUUUUACUUUUCUAAGUGGAUUUUUAUUUUUUUAAGCUUAGUUUGGGGAUUUUGAAACAAGGAAAGAUGUGGAAAGACAACUUAACGGUGUUUGAGACCAUGAUGUACGGGCAUUCGCUAUGCACAGAGUGGAACAAUGGCACGGAAGGUGCAAUAUACCAGUUGGGGAACAUCAUCUUCAUACUGGGCUACAUGGGGGGCAGCGGGGUCUUUGGUACCAUUUACAUCUACAGCCUGCUGGCUCCUGGCUUCUUGUGCUAUGCCCUGUGGGGCUGGUUGGAGGCUUGUGGGGCAGACAUUUUCUCCUGGAGUCUCUUCCUGCUGCUCCUGUGUCUCCUUCAGUUGGUUCACCUAGUCUACCGGCUGCGUAAGGACAUCUUUGAGGAGGAGUUUGACAGCCUUUACAAGUGCAUCUACCUGCCCCUGGAGGUGCCUGUCCCUGUCUUCAAGGAGAUUAUGAAGGGUUGUGAAAGCCAGGCCCUGUCCCUGGCAAAGGACCAGAACUACGCCGUGGAAGGGAAGACCCCUAUCGACAGGCUCUCCUUCCUUCUCUCUGGGAGGAUCCGGGUUUCCUUGGAAGGCCAGUUUCUUCACUAUAUUUUCCCAUACCAGUUUAUUGACUCUCCAGAGUGGGAGUCUCUGCGACCCACAGAAGAGGGGAUUUUCCAGGUGACCUUGACAGCAGAGACAGACUGUCGCUACAUAACCUGGAGGAGACGAAAACUCUACCUCUUACUGUCCAGAGAGCGAUACAUUGCUCGCCUUUUCUCGGUCAUGCUGGGGAAUGACAUCACUGACAAGCUCUACUCCCUCAAUGACAAGCUAUUUGUCAAGAGUGGCAUCCGCUUUGACAUUCGCCUGCCCAGCCUCUACCAUGUCCUGGCCCCUUCCACUAGUGAUACAGAUUGUGAGAAGGGCCACGAGGAAGGAGAUGCCAUAAUGCCAGAUGAACAAAUAACACCGCCACUGUCUGCGUCCAGAAAGGCUGCCGCUCCCCGGCCUCAUUCUAGCAAUCCUUCCCGGGACCACGGGCCGACAGACACCGAGCUGCCCGGUGAGGAUUCUUCCAGUCUGAUAUUGGAUGACUUUGCAGAUAUGACGGGAUCCUUUAUGGAAUAUGGGAGUGAAAGAGAUUAUUUGAAAUAGAGGUUUUAUAGGAGCUAACGCUAUGACCAGUUAUUAAGUCACAUCUGGUGAAACCCCACCAGGAAGCUUUCCAAAGCGUUUUCAGAGAAGACAGGCCCCUCUGGCUCCCACUGAAACCCCGGAGCUCUGAGACCCACCAACCCGACCAAGACAAGCAGAUGGUCUGCUGAUAUUUAACUGCACCCCUGCACAGUUGUCCCUAAUUCUUUUGUUUAAUUUACUUGAAGAACUAAAAAAAUGGCACAAGUAUAUAACAUUAAAGGAAACAUUAAACACCUACUCGUAGUUAUUUAUUUCAGAAUAAAAGUGUACAUUAUGAAAUAUAUUGCUGGUAUCGAGGCCAAGAAAACUGCUUAUUGUUAUAAUGUUUAUGCACUCUUCAGCUAAAUUUGGCACUGACCGUUUCAGGGGAAAUUAAAACCAUAUUAAGGUUUAUAUCUGCUGUUUUUAAUAUAAGUUUGUUUUCCUUCUAAGAUUCCUACUAAGGGACACUCAAGAAUGUUUUUUUUUAUUAUAGAACACAAAGAUGAUCAAGUAAGGUAGACUUAAGGUCACACAAUGAUAGUGGCUUGAAGGUUCAAACAUCUUGGUUGUUGACCAUCCACUGGAAACAGCUACCGUAUAAGAAAACUUGUAAGAAUGAAUUUAGGUGCACAGAGCUUUUUCUUUGAUUUCAAACAAAUACUAGACACAUUUUGUCAUAGAACACAAGCUUAGAAGUCAGGCCCUUUAUGUACUGAACAGCCCCAACUACCUCAUAUGUUUUGUUAAAUAACCCAAAAGACAAUUCCUAUUAUUGAAAAAUGUAUUAAUGUAUUUCUAAAUUAAAAUGGUUAAUGUUCCACAGCUACUAACUCACAACUUAGGCACAUUUUGAGUAUUUAAUAUAAUCCUUAUUUUUUUUGUAAUAUUUUAGUUUUAGUUGACUUACGACUAACAUUUUGGCGUAAAUACAAUUAUAUAUCUGGCCAUAUUUAUAUGUGAUAUCAUGUGUCUACUGUAGUUGUUUACUAGCUUACUGUUUUUUCAAUUAAAGGAAUACAAUCAUUCAUUAUUUUAGAUUAAUAAUUCCAGGCCCAUCUUCUUCCAUAUUUGUUUUAGGGAGAUUACAGCAAAUUUUAGGGCAGAAACACAAGCUCUGGUGUGGAAGCAACACAUAUUAAUAAAUAAACUAACACUACAUACUGAAAUCUGAUUUUAAGCAUUAAAUGCCACAACAAGGUUUAUAGUGUGUGCAUCACAGAACCACUGCUCACCAUAGCAACGUUUUCUGGGUUAUGUCAUACAGCUGCAGGUUUUCUAGGAGACUUGGUUUUAAAGCAAUAAACACAUUACUUUCUGUUUCUA